This is a messenger RNA of Cladocopium goreaui, 323 nucleotides long. NCBI's taxonomy places the organism in Eukaryota, Dinophyceae, Suessiales, Symbiodiniaceae. The record is from the annotation of a GenBank genome assembly.
GGACUACACCACUGACAGUGGAUGGGAGUCAAAAGAGCCGCAGCAAGUCUCUUGAAGGGCUGCGAUCGCAGGAAGCUGUGAACCCAGUGAACCCGUCUGACGCAUCCAACGAGCCGUUGAUCAUGAGGCCCAAUCUUGAUGCUCGUUUGCAGGCCGCGGUGGCCGCUGUAGUGCCACAGCCAAAGGCUGUGGCCUUAGCGCCCCAGGGCAUCACCGAGAUCGCAUCCGCAAGAGCAGGAAGCCCUGGUCCACUGCUUUACGCGCGGCCCGGCUGCGUUGUGACACGGCCAGCGAGUCCCCCUAUAGGUCGACAUCCAUCGCAG